GUCAUCAGCAGGCGCGCGUGAACAGGAACACCCGGCUCAUGCCGCCAGUUCGUCAACGCUCAGGUUGAAACAUGGACUUCCAACCAUUGCCAUUGGGCCUGGGAAUUGUAGCAGGACUGGGCUGUGGGCUCCUCUUCGGUUGGCACCUUCGUGGACGCCUUGGCACUGCGUCCACUGCUGAGGAUGCAAGUGUGAUGGGAGAGGGGGGCGAAAUGAAGAUGGUUCUGGUCGUCCGUAAUGACCUGAAGAUGGGCAAAGGCAAGGUUGCUGCCCAGUGCUCCCAUGCUGCCGUGUCUGCAUACAAGCAGGUCCAGCGCAGGAAACCCGACCUGCUCAAACAGUGGGAGUACUGUGGCCAGCCCAAAGUGGUGCUGAAGGCCCCCGAUGAGGACACCUUGAUUGAUCUGCUGAGCCGUGCUAAAGAAAUCGGGCUUCCUGUGAGUCUGAUCCAGGAUGCAGGAAGGACACAGAUUGCACCUGGCUCACGCACGGUGCUGGGAAUCGGACCAGGUCCGGCUGAUCUGAUUGAUAGUGUCAGUGGAGACUUAAAGCUCUACUAGACCACCAGCCUGCACCUGUGGGACUUUCUUUGUUGACAAAACAUUUGCAAUGUACUAAGAUGAGUUACCAUGAAAUUAUACAUUUUGUACAUAAUAGACUCUGAUGUCAUCUGCUUGAA
Messenger RNA from Solea senegalensis (Senegalese sole), 679 nucleotides. RefSeq names its product peptidyl-tRNA hydrolase 2 (gene ptrh2). The coding region runs from base 72 to 560 and encodes 162 amino acids. Gene Ontology annotation, molecular function: peptidyl-tRNA hydrolase activity. The record is from RefSeq and is a predicted model, not a curated record. The transcript is spliced from 2 exons. Gene Ontology annotation, biological process: negative regulation of anoikis; positive regulation of anoikis. Gene Ontology annotation, cellular component: mitochondrion; cytosol. Lineage: Eukaryota; Metazoa; Chordata; Actinopteri; Pleuronectiformes; Soleidae.